Messenger RNA from Chiloscyllium plagiosum (whitespotted bambooshark), 8191 nucleotides. Lineage: Eukaryota; Metazoa; Chordata; Chondrichthyes; Orectolobiformes; Hemiscylliidae. The record is from RefSeq and is a predicted model, not a curated record.
AUGUGUUACCUGCAGGAAGAAUUGUCUGGAAACGUGUGGUCCCCUCAGAUUUCAGAACCAUCGGAGCACCAGCUACUCAGGAUGGGCAAAGCACCUGGCAUCAGAAGGCAAGAGGAGAGGGGUGCCAAGCAGGUGGAGACACCACCUUCAGUCCAGGAUGCAGGGAUGAUGUCAUACCUCACAGGUGGCAUCACCCAGAAAAAUGUUUGCACUUUGCCAGUUGUAAAAUCUGCCAUUAAACAGGGUGAUCAGUGUUUGAUGAAAGCAGCCGUGUCAAACCUGGACAAGGAGAGUAAACUAACAGUCCACUACCGAGCUCCGUGGUAUCAGCAGGAGGAUCUGUUUCGCCCAUCGACCAGACCGCCAUGCGUAGAGGAGCUUCACCAAUGUGCCAAACAGAAGCAGCAGUUUCUACAUAAAGAACAUCAGAGACAGCUGGGAGAGAGAAGAUUAAUGAAACCCCCGUCUAUGUUGCCCCCGCCACUGCCCUUGACACAGCCUCGCCAUCGUCUCAGAGCACAGAAAAAACAGCAAAGCGCAACGUUUCACAGCACUCGUUCAUCCUCCCCUACUGAAUGUUGCCAAAUGACUCCCUGGAGUAAAAAGUCCGUUCCAUCAACAGAUGGUGACAGUGAUAUGAUCGAUUUAGGUCAAAGACCGAAAAAUCCAGUACCGAACAUUCCUACGACACUAGACAGGCAAACAAAUUGGAGCAAAGAUCUACCUCUUCCUACUCCAGAACAGAAGAUGCGUCAGCAAGCUGAGGCUAUUUCUUCCUGUGUUAUUCCCAUCAAUGUGACUGGAGUGGGCUUUGAGAGGCAGGUCAUCGGCAGAUACUCUUUUGUUCAUCCUCAAUCUGUGCUGCACCGAAGACGGAAGCUAAAGAGACGAAAAACUAUCAGUGGAAUCCCCAGGCGUGUGCACCAAGAAAUAGAUUCUGAUGGAUCUCCCAUGGCUCGAGAAAGGAAUGUGAUCGUUCACGUUAACCCAGCGUUGGACCUCCGUGUGGAUGAGGCACAUUCCACCGGCGGUCGUUCUGGGACUAAGGACUCCGAGUGCCAGACUGAAGAUAUUCAAAUUGCUGCCCCAUCAGCGAGGCGGGUUCGAACUCAACGUGGCAACAGCAUCACAUCUUCCCUGUCACAUUCCGCUGGGAAUAUCCCAGUCUUGGCCGAUGAUUCAGGCUCGAUGUUUCUCGCACCGAUUGACAACCACGCCCGUGCCCGCAGCCUUUCCCGCGAAGGCAUUAGAGAGUCACUGUUCCCUCACGAGUUAAGCCAGGACGACAGCGUUGAGAGCAUCACUGGCACUCCGGAAAAAUAUCUGCCCGACCCAGAAAGGGCAGAGGAGGAAGAGGACGAAGCGAGUUUGUUUAUUCAGAGUUCGCAGACACAUCAUUCGAAGGGAGUCACUGUCCAACCGCAGCAAAGUCCGGAGAGCGAAGCUCAGGGAACAAAGAUGUCCAACUUUGUGCCAGAGGGUGAUCUGGGCAACAGUGAAAUCUCUUCAAAUUCAGAUACAUUUGGUAGUCCAGUCAACAGUAUCUCCAGUGGAGGGGUUAUGUUGAGCAGUCAAAUCGAUCAGAAGGAGGACCACCAAUCAUCUAGUGGAAACUGGAGUGGGAGUAAUUCAACAUGCCCCUCCCAGACAUCGGAGACCAUUCACACUGCAUCUUCACCGCCCCUGACUGGAUCUUCCCACUGUGACUCUGAGUUAUCCUUGAAUACGCCCGCUCACGCCAACUAUGAUUCAGCGGGUUUCUUACUGGAGCAGUACCCGUACCAAGGAGAUAAAGUCAGAGGCCACAGGGCAAACUCUUUCACUUCCACGGGGACAGAUGUUGUGGAAGAUCUCAACACAAGUAACACGAGUGACGCUGAAUGGAGUUAUUUACACCAUUGCCAUGAUGCAUCUUGCCAUCGGGAUUUCAGUCCAAGGCAUUCGAGAACAAAUAGCCUGGGAUGUCCCAGUUUUGCCAGCAUGGGUACCUGUGACAGUUUUGUUGAAAGACCAUCCUCUUCCAGAACUGAUUCGGGCUCACAUUUCUCUGUGGAUACUGAAGGGUAUUAUACCUCCAUGCACUUUGACUGUGGUUUAAGAACUAGUAGAAACUAUAUUUAUAACUAUGCAUCCACAGGCUCCAAUGGAAUCCAGAGUACAGAACAUACUUCAGAGCUCCGUGAGCUCCCUCAAGCGGAUCAUUUAGAGUUGAGAAAGCAGAAGCAUCGGGGCCAGAGUAUUGCACUCAAGAAACCAAAGGCGAAACCAGCCCCACCAAAACGCAGUUCAUCGUUGAGGAAGAAUGACGUUUGUACAAGUGAGAGUGAUCAGAAAAAUGAACCAAAGACAAACAAUGUACAGGAAAGGACUACGUCGUCUAGAGAUGCACAGAAAUCUUUGCAACUUGACCUAAGUCUUGCAGCUGAGAAGUUCAAAGACUCCAUGCUGCCUAUGAAAACAAACAGUCCUUGGGAUAGUCAAAUUGGAUAUACACAUGAUAAUGAUUUAUCAGACCCUCAACUCACCCCUUUAGGCAUGCCCUCCUUCAAGGAUGAAGGUGCUGUGCAAUCAGAUUAUGCAGGUCUCUGGCUCUUAAAUGACUUAAAGUCUAAUGAUCCUUACAGAUCAUUAUCAAACUCCAGUACUGCCACGGGUACGACCGUGAUAGAGUGCACAAAGUCUCCCGAAGGAUCGGAGUCACAGACAUCCCAAUCUGAGUCCCGAGCUACCACUCCAUCUCUCCCCUCCGUUGAAAGUGAGUUCAAGCUGUCCUCUCCUGAUAAGUUGGCCAGUUUGGCGUCGCCGUCGAGUGGGUACUCGAGCCAGUCUGGCACACCGACCUCAACUUUGCCUACCCCUCUGUUUCCGGGUCCCCUGUCUCCAAACAGCGGUAAAAGGAAGCCCAAAGUUCCAGAGAGAAGGUCUUCACUGCAGCAGUCUUCCACAAAGAAAGACCUCGAACUACCAACUAUACCUCCAACACACCUUGACCUAAGUGCUCUUCAGAAUCUGUUUAAAAGCAAACCUUUUGCUCACAGAAACCAAUUGCACAUCUCAAAUCAGAGCAAACCGAGAGAGGCAUCUGAAAGAACCAACACCAGUCCAUCUAUUUCCCUUGGCAUAACUCCAUCAGUUCUGCAGUCUGUUCAGCUUCGCUCUGUUAGUAAAACCAAGCAAUCCAGACUGGAAUUCCAAGAAGACCCUGACAUAACAGAAGGCCCAAGUUAUGCAGAGGCUGCCUCACCACCAAGCAGAACUGAACCAUACACUUACAACCGAUCGUUAACACACAAGUACAACGAAAUUUCCAAUGCACCUCAACCGUUACAAAAACCAUUCCCCACUGAAGCCAACCCAAGCAUUUUGCCUUUAGAAAGUCAGCUUGCACUUUGUCUCGAAAAUAAGUUGAAUAGAGAGUGUAUGUCGCCACUACCCUUAGCUUCUAUCGCAGCAAAGUCUCUAACACAACUCACAGUAUCAGACGAGUGCCCACCAAGUGCUGAACUGGAAGAUGACCAAGUGAUUGCAACUGAAAGCUGCCAGACGGUCUCCGACAGCUGCAUGUGUGGUGACAAAAAGAAUUCAGUCAAGCUGGGCUCUCCACACGAAACAGAGCGAAACUUCCAUGAUUCUGGUAAAGAGUUACAGAUUGAGGUAUUUGCCCAGGAAACAGGAAGUAAAGAGGAAGCUGGCAGUGUGCACUCUCCCUGCAACAGAGUUACAGAAGCUCAAUCAGCAGCAGGACUGGAGUCACCAACUGCAGAGAAAUUGGAGAGGAAACUUGAUUUUGACUCGGUCAGUGAUACGGAAAGUGUACACUGUGACAUACUUCAACCAGAAUUAAAAGAUGCACCAAGGCUUGACAAAGACAGUGCUGAGGAGAAGACCAAAAGGGUGCAAGAUGGCUGUACUGAAAGUGCUGCUGAUCACAGCAGAACUGCAGAAGCUCUGGCUGAGAGUCCCAGCGAUAGCCAGUCCAAAGACCACAUGGAUGUAGAACAGGCUGAAAGUUGCUUAACUUCUCCUUUGGAUCUUGAGACGAAUGAAGAUAAUGUAUUCAUAUCACCAAACAAACUCCGUACAACAGAGGACCUUUUUGCUGUGAUUCACAGAUCAAAGAGGAAGCUUCUGGGAAGGAAAGAUUCUGACGAGGGGCCAAAUGUGAACAAACCAAAAUCAUCCCCUGGGACUCCUCCUGCUGUUCAAAAGCAGCCUGGCCCUAUUUACAGGAGUGUCCGCAAAUCCAACACCUCCCACGAGGAGUUCAAGCUGCUGCUGCUGAGGAAGGGCAGCCGCUCAGACUCCAGCUACCGACUGUCCGCCACCGAGAUACUGAAAUCCGCGAGUCCCGUAUCUCCCAAGUCGCCGGGAGACAGCUCGCCAGAACAGGCGAAGGACUCCGAGGACAUGACCCCGGCCCCUUUGCCUUCCGGGCGCGAGGUGCAGCCCCCGGUGUCACCGUGCUCGCCCAGAUUCAGCACCGAGGGCAUCUCCGCCCGCGGCUUCUCGCUGUCGGUGUCUUCGCGGCCAAGUCGCUCCCGUGCGCCGCCAGUGGCGGGCAGCAGCCGUUACAGCGUGCGCAGCCGCCUCCACAGUGCACCGAUGCAGGUCAUCUCUGAGGGUGAAGCUGAGAACUCGGAUGGAAGCCCGCACGACGAUCGGAACUCACAGGGUGCACAGUAACUGUCCCGCUGGAGAACAAACAUCAAUGUGCAUGUGGGGUUUUUUUUUCCUUUUUAGUUUAGCAAUGUUUAUGCUGAAAGGUUUAUCAAAACAAAAGAAGAGCAGGGCAAGGUCUAAACUGUGUUCAGAACACACACAAAGAAACAGGUUAUUGCCCAAUAGGUACUGAGAUAAGACAACCCUUCACUGUUCCUCCAAAACUGCUCAUGAAAUUCAACCAUUCCAGCGUACACAUAUUUUGAUUAAAUAAGUUACAAUUUGAGACAUAACCAGAGCAAAUGUUGAAGAGAUUUUAGAUGGAAAGGAAAUCAAAAAAAUAUCCUUAAUGAAUUUGGGCAAUUACUCUGUUUUUAAAGUCUCAGAUGAAUUUUGCAAGGUUUAUGCAUGGUUGUUCCCUAUUUGUGUGAUAUUAGUGGGGUGUCAUUAUCCUAGGCUGAUUAAAACAGCAGCCAAAGCAACAGGACCAUUGUGAGAAAGGUACAUUGCAAGCCCUUGGUAUUCCUGAUUGAGUGAUGAUAGGUGAGAAGUGGAAUGGCUCUGCUCUGAGCAGCACAGUCUUUGAAACUAAUGUAAGUAUCAUUAUUUUUGGUUGAUUUGAAAAGGUAUUAAUCCUUUGAGCAAUGCACAUUCGUAAUCAUCUGCAUCAUCAGUGUGUUCUCGGAAUGAAAUAGUCCUUGAUCUUAAAGAUUAAAACAAUGAUGGAGGAGGAAAAACAUGAGCAAAUUGGUUUCCUUUUCAAAAUACAGUCUCCAAGCUAAUCUAGAUAUUAUUCCUAAAGAUGAUCACUUUGGGUUUGUGGUUUCAUCUCACCCAUAAACCAGAACUGAGAUAGUCUAUCACUAUAAUUAAUUUGGGAGAAAAACAUGUACCGCCUCAAAAGGUUUACAGAGUUUUUACAUUUACCUGGAUAUUUAAAUCUAAUUGAUGUAUUAUUAUAUAACUAAUAAUUAUAAUUAGAUAAUUGAUAGUUGUCCACUUCUAAGAGUUUAAAAUUUAUAUUGCUCAAGUAUUCUUCCCUUACAGCUUAAAUCUUAAUUAACUUCUACUGGUUACAGUAGAAAUAGGAUUACAGCUAAAGGAUUAAUACUGUACUACCUAAUAAUGAAAAAUAUUAUGUUUUUUUGAAUUUACUAAAAAUCAUUAUAUUGUACAAAAUACAAAAGGAACCUAAGGAAAUGAUUAUUUUUGUGAUUAAAGUUGAAAUACCUGUGUGUAGACACCAAGAAUUGCAUGUUUGCAAAUUUGCCAUAUUUGAAAACAGUAUACAAACAUUUUGGGAACCACAAUGGUGGGGGUUGAGGCAAAAAAAAGAGCUUUUUUAACAUAAGAGACAUUACCAUUGUAAUGAAAAUGUUUUAUCUACAGGUUGUAAUGCACAGAUGUCAGUACGAUGGGAUUGACAUGGAAUUAACUGAGAAGAUAAAAAGACAGGGGUUUUUUUGUAGUUUUAAGUUCUUCAAUAAAAAAAAGGGAGUGAAGAGCAGUAAGUGCAUGGGGGAAAUUUUAGCCUUUAGGAAUUGGCACUGUAGAGUAACUUUGGGCAAGUUGUAAAACAGGGCUGAUCCUGUGGUUGGCCGCCCAGUAACUUAGCAUAAAAUUACCCCCACAUAGGUUUGUGAAGGAAUUGGUGAUGGUGUAAAGUCAAAAAUGAAUAGGGUAGAGGAUCUAUUUCAUGUGUAUUGGAAAUACCAUAUUCAAAAGUGAGAAGAGGAUGAUUAAUGGUGUGAGAUGACUGAUGCGCGAAUGGGUAAGAAAAUGGGGUAUGUUUUAAAGUGCAGAUUGAUCCAGUGAUGUUCAGUGAAAGAAAUUUUGCCAAGAAGAUUGUAAUUCCACUUUGGCAUGCUGAAGAAGUGCAGAAAGCAAUGUAGAUUUUGAAAUAUCUACACUGAAGAUUUGAAGACAGUCCCAAGUUAGGAAUUGAUGGUGAUAAUAUUGUAAACGCUCUUUUCUCAAAAAAUGAUCACAAAUACAUUUGGUACCAUGAGCUGAUUCUCUUCAGUUCAGUCAACUACACCAAGCAUUAUUGUUCUCGUUUUACUUGAGUAUUUGUUUAACAGCCCAGGUCAACUUCACUUAGAAGAAAAUGACUGUUACAAAACUCACAGCUAUUAUAUCUGGCCAGAGAUAUAGAUGAGAAAAAGAUAGCAGGAAAUCAUGCAGAUGAUGUAAACUGGAAACAAUGACAGAAGUGUUGGAAAUACACAGCAAAAUCGAUCAGCAUUUGUUAAAAUGAUCACACUUCAAGGGAAAUCCUCCUGUAAGGAAGUAAAAAUCCUACACAGAUGCAGAGUACAUUAGAACUCUUGGUAGGUUGUAGGAGGAAGGUGGGGGAAUUGAAGCAAGGUAUCUUACUGUAUUAGCUUUUUCUGCCUACUGAUAAGAUUCCUCCUGUGACAUCAAAUAUUUCAUUCUUGUCUGUCAAACCUUACAUUAUUUGGAAUAAUCUGAUUCUUAUGAAUGAGCACAUUUUCUUCUGUAAUACGAGUGCUUUUUAUCAGUGCAGGCAGAUGUGAAUUACACAACUUACACAGACCCACACACAGCAUAUCGCGUAAAGCACUCAGUGAAAACGUGUUUUUCAGCAGAAGUUUAUAUAUCAGCUGUCGAGCAGCUAAAAUAUCAUCAGCCGAGCACCAUAUCUUUAUCCCUCUCCAACAUGUGGCAACAUGGAGAUGUUUAGGAAUGAAGGCAAGAAUCUUCUGGACAAUUAACUUCUUGAAAUAUGUGAUGCACAGUUACAAGGGAUAUUGCUUAGUUAUUUUGUAAAGCACUCAUACAAUUACUGAAUGCUCUGACAGCACUGCCAUCUUUGGACAAGGUGAACUAAUUACAUUGUACAAAUUACUUUUGUGAACCAUCAUUCCAAUAUGUGUGUUCUGUUGUUUGCACUGAAGUGUAAGACAGUGGGUGUUUGAAGUUCUGCAGCUGCUUUCCUAUAGCAUUUGAUGAUCCCUAAUUUAUAUAGGCUUUCUUUCUGUUUAUUUGGCAUAUAUAAAACAACUGCACAGUUUAAAUCAAAAAUGUAUACCGUCUCAUAAAGAAUUAUGCCUAGGUUUUGCCAAAGGUUGAAUGAACGCAUCUUAACUGCAUAGAUGGCAGAGUUAACAAAAUAUUGGUUUUGGUUUAUUGUAUAAAAAUAAAUAUAAGAGAAGGUUACAGUGUAACUGUAUUGGUACUAGAACCAGUUCAUCUGGAAGACAAGAAUGGUUUAUGGAUUUGCAGCCAUUUUAUAAUUUUUUUGUAAUAUUUGUAAAUAUGGACUUUUUAAAAUGCCGAGAUGCUUUUUUGUAAAAUGUUUUCAAAGUUUACAAUUAAUUUCUAAGCCUUUGUAUAUUUUAGAGCUGUGCAACACUUUUAAGUCUUGUAUUUAUUUUUAGUAAAGAUUGUGAAACUUUCCCUGUGAAUUCUACCCAAGUACAGUACGUAUGGCCAGUCAAGUCUGGCUGCUUUGACAUUGUGCAUAGAGCCUGAGAAUAAAUGUGACUGCAUUGGAUCGGCAGAAAAAGAA